GGGCCCGGAGGCAGCGGCGGCGGCGGCGGCGGUGGCCGCGGCGUCUUUAGCGGCUCCCAGUGCAGGAUGGUGCUGGAGGCGGCGGCGGCGGCCGUUGUGGCGGCGGUGUCGUUGGCGGCAGCGGGAGGGGGUGCUGUGGCGGCAGCGGCGGCGGCGCCCGCGGGUGGUAUAAAAUGGCGGAUUUCGAGGAGUUGAGGGAUCUCCAGUACAAUGUUGAAUAGAAGCGGUGAUGGGGGCAUCCUGAUCUUGUUCCUGAUUUUAAAGGGAAUGCUAUCAGAGUUUCACAAGUGGCUGUACCAUUUUACACCCCUACCAGCAAUGUAUGGAGUGAUCCAGUUUUUCUGCAUCCUUGCCAGCAUUUGGUGUUACCACUGUUUUUGAUUUUAGCCAUUCUGAAUAUGGUUUCUAGUUUUAGGGUUUCUGAACUACAAGUGUUACUAGGCUUUGCCGGAAGGAAUAAAAGUGGACGCAAGCAUGACCUCCUGAUGAGGGCGCUGCAUUUACUGAAGAGCGGCUGCAGCCCUGCGGUUCAGAUUAAAAUCCGAGAAUUGUAUAGACGCCGAUACCCACGGACUCUUGAAGGCCUUUCUGAUUUAUCCACAAUCAAAUCAUCGGUUUUCAGUUUGGAUGGUAGCUCCUCACCUGUAGAACCUGACUUGGCUGUGGCUGGAAUCCACUCGUUGCCUUCCACUUCAGUUGCACCUCACUCGCCGUCCUCUCCUGUUGGUUCUGUGCUGCUUCAAGACACUAAACCCACGUUUGAGAUGCAGCAGCCAUCUCCCCCAAUCCCUCCUGUUCAUCCUGAUGUGCAGUUAAAAAACUUACCCUUUUAUGAUGUCCUUGAUGUUCUCAUCAAGCCCACGAGUUUAGUUCAAAGCAGUAUUCAACGGUUUCAAGAGAAGUUUUUUAUUUUUGCUCUGACACCUCAACAAGUUAGAGAGAUAUGCAUAUCCAGGGAUUUUUUGCCAGGUGGUAGGAGAGAUUAUACAGUCCAAGUUCAGUUGAGACUUUGCCUGGCAGAGACGAGUUGCCCUCAAGAAGAUAACUAUCCCAAUAGUCUCUGUAUAAAAGUAAAUGGGAAGCUGUUUCCUUUGCCUGGCUAUGCACCACCACCUAAAAAUGGGAUUGAACAGAAGCGCCCUGGACGCCCUUUGAAUAUUACAUCUUUAGUUAGAUUAUCCUCAGCUGUGCCAAACCAGAUUUCCAUUUCUUGGGCGUCAGAAAUUGGAAAGAAUUACUCCAUGUCUGUAUAUCUUGUACGACAGCUCACAUCAGCCAUGUUAUUACAGAGAUUAAAAAUGAAAGGUAUUAGAAACCCUGAUCAUUCCAGAGCACUAAUUAAAGAAAAACUUACUGCGGAUCCUGAUAGUGAAAUUGCUACCACUAGCCUUCGGGUGUCCUUGAUGUGCCCUUUAGGAAAAAUGAGGCUGACAAUCCCAUGCCGUGCAGUGACUUGUACACAUCUACAGUGCUUUGACGCUGCCCUUUAUCUGCAAAUGAAUGAGAAGAAGCCCACCUGGAUUUGUCCUGUGUGUGACAAAAAAGCUGCCUAUGAAAGUCUAAUUUUAGACGGGCUUUUUAUGGAAAUUCUCAAUGACUGUUCUGAUGUGGAUGAGAUCAAAUUCCAAGAAGAUGGUUCUUGGUGUCCAAUGAGACCGAAGAAAGAAGCUAUGAAAGUAUCCAGCCAACCAUGUACAAAAAUAGAAACUGCAGGUGUCCUCAGUAAGCCUUGUUCAGUGACUGUAGCCAGUGAGGCGAGCAAGAAGAAAGUGGAUGUCAUUGACCUAACAAUAGAAAGCUCUUCUGAUGAAGAGGAAAACCCUCCUGCCAAAAGGAAAUGCAUCUUUAUGUCAGAAACACAAAGCAGCCCAACCAAAGGGGUUCUCAUGUAUCAGCCAUCUUCUGUAAGGGUGCCCAGUGUGACUUCGGUUGAUCCUGCUGCUAUUCCGCCUUCAUUAACAGACUACUCAGUACCAUUCCACCACACGCCAAUAUCAAGCAUGUCAUCAGAUUUGCCAGGUUUGGAUUUUCUUUCCCUUAUUCCAGUUGAUCCCCAGCAGUACUGUCCUCCUAUGUUUUUGGAUAGUCUCACCUCACCCUUAACAGCAAGCAGUACGUCUGUCACCACCACCAGCCCCCAUGAAAGCAGUACUCAUGUUAGUUCAUCCAGCAGCAGGAGUGAGACAGGGGUCAUAACCAGCAGUGGAAGUAACAUUCCUGACAUCAUCUCAUUGGACUAAAGGAGGACUCACUCGAUUCUAGGAAUCAUUCAUUAAAACUGCUCUUUCUUGGAUCUCUGGUCCGUGGAAGCUAUUUUUUUGGUAACAAUUACUUUGAUAUUUAUUGAAGUGUCAGAUGGACUCUUUUGCCUUCUGAGAGAUGAACACAGAUGACUGCAGCAAGAACCACAUGACAUGCGAGGAUUUUUCUUAUUCAUGCUGUACUCUGAGCAUCAGAUACAUUGAGCUGUAACUGCAUCUUCUUGAGAGAUGGAUUUCAAUUUCAUAUGUUACUGGUUGGAUUCUACAAAUCAGUUAAAAUUUUUUUUGUUGUAAUAAACAGCAAUAAAGUUAUGUAAAUAUUCAAGUAAACUUUUUUCUAAUUAAAAGAUGUAAUCAAUGAUUCUGAAAUGACAAGUUUUGUUUAAUCUGAUGUGAAGGAAAAAUAUAUGGAAAGAAGUUACGUUUGCCGAAUGAGUCCUUUCCAUGGAGAUUUGUUCUAUUUCGUUGAAGUAAUGAAGUCUUGAUAAGUGGCCAAAGCUUGGGUUCCACUUUUCUUCCUGCAGUUCCACUUUUCUCCCUGAUUCCAUCAAAGAAAAAUGGCCUUUGUGUUAAGCAUUUUCCCCUGGUUGUUGUUUACAUUUUGGUAUUGUGUGCUGAUGAAUGCAGAGUGAAGUUCUGGGAUUUGGCUGUUCUUUAUUAGUGAUUAUGUUGAAGAAACCCUAUGCAGAGUCUGCCCUGACGUAAUGUGUGUUAUUUUGGUAAUCGUACAUUCUUAUUCUAGAGGUUUCUAUAAAUUGGGGGCUUACCUUCUCAAAAAAAAAUUCUCUGCAGCCGUCAGAUGAAAUGUUUUUAGAUUAAGGUGUAGGCUGAAAUGUUUGUUAGAAUUUUGUUCUCACUGUCUAGAAAUAUUAAGAGGUUGGAGGCAGUGGAAGAACAGAUUUAGGGGCGGUGGGAAUAGCAAAGUUUAAUUUCUUCCUAAGAACUUCUUUUGCUCAUUUAUUUUACAGGAUAAUGUACAGAUCUGUGUUGAAACUUUUCAGUUUAGUAACACUGACAAAGAAAAUAUGUUUUAGAUCUCAUUUUUCUCAUAGCAGUGAUUUUCAAACUUAAAGAACAAACAGUAGCAAGGGGAUGGGGAUGGCAUCAGAUUUCCCUUUCCUUUUUUUUAAAAGGAAAUCUUUCCUGAAGCCACAAAAGACAAAACAGAAUUAGAAAUGUUUGAAUAUAAGAAAGGUUUGAAGAGGAGAGGAUGGGCCUGAAACCCACUUUGAAAACUACUCUCUUACUGUGUGUUUGGUUUUAAAAUCUCUCAGAAAACUGUUUUACCCUUAGAGAAACAUUUUUAUCCAAAUUUUAUACUUUGCUUUCAUUUGGCUGCAAAAUUUUGAGUUCUGAAGGAGUUAAUACUUCCCUAAUAUUUAGCUUUCUCUCCCUAAGCUGUAUCUACUUUAAAAAUAAACCUGUGUUAAAAAUGAUUAAUCUAACUGAUUUCUCAAACUGAAGUGCCCAGAUGAAGAGUCCACCAAUUUCAGUUAGGAUAGGGAACAAUCUGGGUUGGUGCAACUCCAGGGAGCUGACUUGUUACUGCUUGGUUUUUCACACCUUCUCAAGUUCUCAUGCCCACCCCCCCGUGCUCUUUUUGUACUCAUUUAAUUUCAUGUGAUUUUCUACAUCAUCCCUUCUUUGGCUGCAUUAUCCCCUUAAUGAAUUAUCCCUUUUGGAGAGUUACAAGCAUGGGAGACGAACCUGAAUCUUCUUGCAGUAGUUGCAUCAUAGUUGCCAGUUUUACCUUCUUAGUCCACGUUACAGUCGAUUGGUCCAGAUACAGAAUUUCUUCCUAGUAAAAUUUUAUGUUGCUGCUCUAAAUAUGGAUGCAAGUUCUGUUAACUCUGUAAUCAGAUAGAAAAAGUAGCCUGAUUUGUGUGGUAUAAUUUGUUAAUAAAGAAAUGCUGUAUAUUUGUUAUCACUUUGUUACCCUUUAGAUGCUCAGAGACCCUCCCCUCCCCAAUUUAACCAACAAAGUUUUAUCAGGUAAAUGAAAAAAAUUAAUAGAAAUUAGUUUAUUUACUUGGUUCUUGUAAAUGAUACCUCUGUGCUUUUAUAGUUGUGCUUUGUUUCCUUUUCACUGUUUUAUGUGAACAGUUUUAUUGUUCAUUUUUGGUGCUUUACACUGAAUUACAUAAAUAUUUAAUUUAUCUCAUACAGGUGACUAACAUUUUUUAAAAUAUACUUUUAAGUUUAUAAUCUUAAAAUUGAGACUUUUGCGUAUGUAUAUUUGAAGGUGAGUACUUUUCUUUAUGCUUUUGGCCCUGUGACAAUAGCAUGCUUAUUAAGUCAUUGUCCUUUUUUUAGAAUGGUCACUAAAUAUUUUUUACUAAGGCUCUGAUUUUGUAACAGUUUCUUUUACUAGUCCAGAUAUCUGCUCAACCAAGUGUAAUUCAGUUUCAGAGGAGGUCAUCUAUAGCUGUUACUUAGAUGUCAGCCAACCAGUGAUUAUGUUUAAGGAAAGGAACUGCAGUUAUUAGUCUCUUACAAACACUUAGCCAACCUGUAUUUCUAUCUUUAUUCACAUAGAAAUGUUAAAGGAUUUCCUUGCUUUGGUAACUCGUGGCAAUGUAAUGGGUGCUGAAUGUAGCUUCACGCCUAAGGUCUUCUUACAUUCACUGACUUUCUGACCCUUAGGUGAGCCGCUUUAGGAUUCUGUUUCCAUUUCUGCCCAGAAGGUAUAAAUUCUUGGCAUCUGUCAUGGAAUAAUUACAAAGGCCAAACAAAACAGUAGAAUCAGGAAAGCUAGAAUGAAAAUAUCAUGAUUUGGUGAAAGAGUGUGAGUAUAAAUAAGGAGAUCCAUAACUCUUGGUAUAAAACAAGUUUCCCUAGGGUAGAAACUUAAAGAAUUUGAAGAAAGGUAAGAUGUUGGAUUUUAGAUGAAUGAUAUUCAACAGAGACUAUUCUAUUCUGACUUUGGAUUCUGACCUUUGAACCAUUCUGCCUUCAGACGAGUCUUGGACAUCCGUCAUUUAGUAACCGAGUUGUCUACUUUUCUUCUGCCAAAAAAGUAUUUAUUGUUACAUUUUGUCUUUUUAAGUAAAGUUGAAUUUUAUAAAGCAUUA
This is a messenger RNA of Balaenoptera ricei (Rice's whale), 5332 nucleotides long. It is a transcript of the gene PIAS2, whose product is annotated as protein inhibitor of activated STAT 2. The transcript is spliced from 16 exons. The record is from RefSeq and is a predicted model, not a curated record. The coding region runs from base 399 to 2240 and encodes 613 amino acids. Lineage: Eukaryota; Metazoa; Chordata; Mammalia; Artiodactyla; Balaenopteridae. Gene Ontology annotation, molecular function: transcription coregulator activity; SUMO ligase activity; zinc ion binding. Gene Ontology annotation, biological process: regulation of transcription by RNA polymerase II; protein sumoylation.